AUGUCUGAAAAUCCUACAUCUUCAGAAACUGAUCAUGAGUCAAUCAAUAAUUCCGAUGCACCGCCAAAACUAACUCCUGAAGAAAUAUGUCCAUCUUCGAUGCAGCAACAGGAGCAAGAAGGUGAAAAAGAUACAGAAAAGGAAAGUAAUAAAGAAACUGGAGUACGAGUACAACCAAAAGUUUCUGUCCAGGAUAUAUUUACUCUAGCAAGCAAUUCUUUUAAUGAAAUUUCUAAUCUUUACUCAUUACUUAAUGAUCAAGAGAAUAGUAAAUAUGGUAAUAUUUGGACUGUAGAUCAUGCAAAUCGAUUAAAAGAUUCCAUAGCAACGUUUACAAAAGAUAUUUCUCUUAUUUCAAAGGAUAUUCAAGAAAGAGCUCACAAAAGAAUUAAAGUGGAUCUUAAAAAAUCAGAUGUUAUCAAAACAGAAGUUAUACAUCGACCCACAAUAUCCUAUCAGACAUUUCCACAAAGGCCAAGGCAGUUUGUUACACAGGCUCGUCCUCAAAUCGCAAACAAAGUUCCAAUUCAACGUCCAAUGCCAGUUCCAAGCAGAACAGGUCCAAUGAAUAGACCUAGACAGAUUAAUGUUACUCAAACAGAUAUUAGUAACACUUGUUUGAUUCCAAAUCGUCCAAACAUGGCUACUAAGCGGCCUUUUCAAUCUCUUUCUUCAAAAAGUUCUUUCACAUCAACUGUACCAUUUUCAUCUUUAGCAAAAAGUGUUCCUGUUCACAAUUCGACAAACAAUGAAAUUAGGAUGGUGCCUACAAGCAGAGUGCGUUUAAUUCAGAAACGUAUGUUUACGAAUCAACAAUAA
This is a messenger RNA of Strongyloides ratti, 819 nucleotides long. RefSeq lists its product as hypothetical. The coding region runs from base 1 to 819 and encodes 272 amino acids. The transcript has a single exon. The record is from RefSeq and is a predicted model, not a curated record. Lineage: Eukaryota; Metazoa; Nematoda; Chromadorea; Rhabditida; Strongyloididae.